GAGGUCAUCGAGACCAUCGGCACCGGCGCCUACGGUGUCGUCAGCUCCGCCCGACGCCGCGACACCGGUCAGCAGGUGGCCAUCAAGAAGAUCCCCAACGCCUUUGACGUGGUGACCAACGCCAAGCGGACCCUGCGGGAGCUGAAGAUCCUCAAGCACUUCAAGCACGACAACAUCAUCGGCAUCAAGGACAUCCUCAAGCCCACCGUCCCUUACGGCGAGUUCCGCUCCGUCUACGUGGUGCUGGACCUGAUGGAGAGCGACCUCCACCAGAUCAUCCACUCGGCGCAGCCGUUGACGCUGGAGCACGUCCGCUACUUCCUCUACCAGCUCCUGCGGGGCCUGAAGUACAUCCACUCGGCCAACGUCCUCCACCGCGACCUGAAGCCGAGCAACCUCUUGGUGAACGAGAACUGCGAGCUGAAGAUCGGGGACUUCGGCAUGGCCCGGGGGCUGGGGGCUGACCCGCGGCACGCCAAGGCCUUCCUCACCGAGUACGUGGCCACCCGCUGGUACCGGGCGCCAGAGCUGCUGCUCUCGCUCCACCGCUACACCCGCGCCAUUGACAUGUGGUCGGUUGGGUGCAUCUUCGCCGAGAUGUUGGGUCGCCGGCAGCUCUUCCCCGGCAGGAACUAUGUCCAUCAGCUGCAGCUCAUCAUGGCCGUGCUGGGAACGCCUCCGGCCACCGUCAUGGCUGCCAUCGGCGCCGAACGGGUGCGGGCGUACGUGCAGAGCCUGCCGCCGCGGCCGGCGGUGCCUUGGGAGAGCCUCUUCGGCGACGCCGAGCCGGCGGCGUUGGCGCUGUUGGGUCGGAUGCUGCGCUUUGACCCACGGGAGCGGGUGGGAGUGGCCGAGGCGCUGCGGCACCCAUUUUUGGCCAAGUACCACGACCCUGAGGACGAGCCCGAGUGCGUCCCCGCCUUCGAUUUUGCCUUCGACCGCCAGGCGCUCACCAAGGAGGAGAUCAAGGCGGCCAUCGUGGCCGAGAUCGCCGACUUCCAUGCCCGCCGUGACGGUAUCCGGCGGCAAAUUGCCUUCGCCCCGGCCGGCGGCACCGAAAGCACAGCCGGCGGAGCCGGUGUCGGUGUCAACUCGGCCAAUGGUGCCAUGGCCAACGUUAACGUCCCCAUGGGCGACAUCAACGCGGCCAACGUUGGCGUCAACACAACUAACGUCAACGUCGCCAACGUCAGCAUGGCCAACGCCAAUGUCAAUAUGGCCAACGCCAAUGUCAAUAUGGCCAACGUCAACGUGGUCAACUCCAGUGUCAACAUGGCCAACAUCAACAUGGGCAACGUCAGCAUGGCCAAUGCCAGCGUCACCGUGGCCAACGCCAGUGUCAACGUGGCCAAUGCUGCCAUGGCCAACGUCAACGUGGCCAACGUCAGCAUGGCCAACGCUGCCAUGGCCAACAUCAGUGCCACCAUGAACAGCAAUGUCAAUGUGGCCAACGCCGCCAUGGGCAACGUCAACGCCACCAUGGCCAACGUCAACGCAGCCAAUGUCAACGUGUCCAAUGCCACAGUGACCAGUGUUGGCCCCGCCUGGCCCUGCGCUGACGUGGACAUGCCGAGCCCUGGCCCCGCCCCUGCCCCCGACUGCCCAAUGGACUCUCCCCGGGUGAAGGCGGAGCCAGGGGCCCCCGUGGCACCCAAGCGGGACGGUGCCAUCUCCGACGACACCAAGGCCGCCCUCAAGGCUGCUCUGCUCAAGUCGGCCAUGAGGAACAAGAGCAAAGAGCCGCCGUGCGCGGCCCCGGAGGUGCCGGAGGGCCGGAAGCCGGUGACGGCAGCGGAACGGCAGCGGGAGCGGGAGGAGAAGCGCCGGCGGCGGCAGGAGCGGGCGAAGGAGCGGGAGAAGAAGCAACGGGAGUGUCCCCCGGUGGAGGACCUGCUGCCCCCCGUCUUUUCGGUGACCCCCAAGGGAAGCGGGGCCGGCUACGGGGUGGGCUUCGACCUGGAGGAGUUCCUCAGCCAAUCGCUGGACAUGGUGGGGGACACCAAGGACAGCCAAGGCGAUUCGGCGCCGCUCUCGGCAUCGCUGCUCGCCGAUUGGCUGGAGGUCCAUCGCCUGAGCCCCGCCGCCCUCGAGAGCCUCCAGCGCGACCUCCAGCUCGGCUCCCCCAUGCUGCUCGCCGACGACCUCCCGGACCCCUAA
Molecule: messenger RNA, 2157 nt
Organism: Nipponia nippon (crested ibis)
Lineage: Eukaryota; Metazoa; Chordata; Aves; Pelecaniformes; Threskiornithidae
Source: RefSeq, a predicted model, not a curated record